Argentina anserina (silverweed cinquefoil) is the source of this 1459-nucleotide messenger RNA. RefSeq lists its product as uncharacterized. The transcript is spliced from 4 exons. The record is from RefSeq and is a predicted model, not a curated record. The coding region runs from base 62 to 1117 and encodes 351 amino acids. NCBI's taxonomy places the organism in Eukaryota, Viridiplantae, Streptophyta, Magnoliopsida, Rosales, Rosaceae. Gene Ontology annotation, cellular component: chloroplast.
UGAAAAAUGCAUAAAACUCAGAAACCACAAAUCGGAGAAACAAAAAAACCAACUGACAAAAAUGGUGGCGAUUUCACUAUACAGAGGAAACCUCCACCGGAUCCCCGACGUCCCUCGCCGGUGGCUUAUGCCGACCCCCGAAAUCUCAAUCAAAGACUUCAAAUCCCUUUUGAGCCGUCGCUCCAAAGCCCUCUCCCGCCACCGCUCCGCCUCCGCCGCUACCUCCUCUAACCCUAACCCUAAUUUUGAAGCUGACCAGCCCAGUGAAUCCCCAAAGGUGGUCGCUUUGAGUGAACACAAGGUUAAGAUCGAAGCGCCGCCGGAGAAGAUUGUCGCCGACAGCGAAGCUGGACCUUCCGUCGAGGUUAAGGAGAAGAAACAGCCGGACGGCGCUGAUUUUCCGGCGAAAAAUUCCGACUUGACUCUUGCUCUUAGAGCUGAUUUGCCUGAGAAAGGUUGGGAAGGUUCGGUGGCGGUGAAGGUAGAGAAAGUUGAGCAAUUGGAAAACCCUAAUUCUGAGAUAAAAGAAGAUGUGUUAGAUGAAAAUCAGAAGAGGAAGAUAGAAGUGGAGGAGAAGCUGCAGGUUUUGAAUCAAAAGAAGCAUAACCUGGUACAAGUGUUGAAGCAGAUCUUGAAUGCGGAGGAGGAAUUAAAGAGACGGAGUAGUGCGCAAGGAAUUGUGGUUCGUCCGACUGUUUCACUUCAGGUGGAUGUCACAAAUGACACAGGGUCCAUAAAUAGGCAAGUUACUCCUAGGUUAGGCUCUGAUGCAAAUAUGAGUGGUGAUAUGGAAGGGGUUGAAGGGGAUGAUAUUUUAAAUCAUAACUUCCAUCCUCGCCAUGUACAUCGGAUGAACAGUACAUCACCUUCUUCAGAGUCUCCUCUUAGAAGGCCGGCCUUUCAGCUCAGUGUGGUUCCACACUCCUCCCGGGCAAGUUUGGGGGCCACUGGUACUAGUCCUUCACGCUUUGCUCCCUCAGGGCACCAAGGGCCUCCUGCAAAUCUGCCAACAGUAUCUGCAUCAGGAACAAAUUUCAUUGCAUCCUCUCCAUCCCCUGCAGCAUCUGGAGGAACUUCUACUUUCAGAGACGCUCGGUUGCCAAGUCCAUGGAAUUAGAUGUCGGUUCUGCACUUACUUUGUUUACCAUGUGGCUAUCAUUUGAACACCAGUAAGGGUGCCAUGAAGAGCAUUUGACAACCAAGCUACCCUCUCGUUACUUUGUUCAAUUGAAAGAUUCAAAAUGCAUGUGACCCUUUGUAUAUGAGCUUUGCCAGUGACCUGGUGAAUCACUGGUCAAAAAACCUGACUCAGUAGGGUUCCUCCCCCUCCUUACCAGAAAGAAUUUCAGUUUGUAAUUAGUAAGCCUGUUCUACUAAAGCUGUAGCAGAUGAUCAGCAAAGAGUGGACUGAUAAUCUAGCUUCAAUUUUUGUUCCUCGAAUGAACUGUGCUUCUCUUAA